Molecule: messenger RNA, 976 nt
Organism: Zychaea mexicana
Lineage: Eukaryota; Fungi; Mucoromycota; Mucoromycetes; Mucorales; Lichtheimiaceae
Exons: 5
Coding region: 202-828 (208 amino acids)
Source: RefSeq, a predicted model, not a curated record
CGAGGGAAGAAUUUCUCUCAAGAAGUUUAUUUUUUGAAAGAGGCUUUGGGUUGCAUUUGCAUGAAAAACGGUGUAUCUUUUGUGUUUCCCCGGGCUAAGCGUACAAGAACGACGCGGGAAUCAAAGCCCCAAAUCCGAUUUUAUGACAAAGCGGCGGUUAGGGCGGUGCGUGAGCGGGGCUCAGUCAAUUAGCAUGUAUGUAUGUACUCAAGGAGUACAAAAACGACAGUGGGUAGUUUGCGGAUCACGAAUUCUGAAGGCCCAGCCAAUGUAAUCGCCCCUUUAAGAGAGCUGGCGCGUGUGUUCCCUCACUCUCUCUCCCUCUCUGUGUGUGUGUGUAUAAAGCCUCCAUUCCGGAUUCUACGUCUCCCUUUUUUCUUUUUUUCUCUCUUUUUUUUUUUCCCCCUUCUCGUUCGAUCAUCGCUUCACAACAUGUCCAAUUAUCAAUACCCUCCUCCACCCCAAGGUCAAUACUAUGCACCUCCUCCCGGUGGUGACCAGUACGGCGGCGGCUAUGGCGCUCCUCCACCCGGUGGCGGUUACUACCAGCCCACUCCUCCUCCUCAGACCGUAAUUGUCCAGCAGCCCCAACAACAACAAUCGGGUGCCGAUGACUGCUGCUGUGCCUGCAGCAGUAGAAGCGACCGAUAUACAUUGUCCAUCAUCCCAUUACAGCAACGGCAACAGCAACAAAAGAAACAAAAAAAGAUGAAGGCGUGGCUGAACAAGGUCAGUACGAUGGUCCAGGUACACCAGUUGUCAAAUAGGCUUGGCAUUCAGAUUGUUCAUCUUCUUCCGCUCGCUGCUUCUUUCUUUGUCACACAAUAGUCCACAUGGUCAAUCUUAUUAUUGUAGUAUAGUCCGGAAGAAAACAUGCCGAUGAACAUGUGUUGUGCGCCUCUUGUCGAUUAUUGCUUUAGCUUAUUGACGCCAUCCAUAGGAGAGAGAAAGAAAAGGAGGAUUUCCUACGAAGCGA